This is a messenger RNA of Gamsiella multidivaricata, 824 nucleotides long. RefSeq lists its product as uncharacterized. Bases 33 to 518 code for a protein of 161 amino acids. NCBI's taxonomy places the organism in Eukaryota, Fungi, Mortierellomycota, Mortierellomycetes, Mortierellales, Mortierellaceae. The transcript has a single exon. The record is from RefSeq and is a predicted model, not a curated record.
CACUCCACUCCUCCGACCAAUACACCACCGCCAUGGCGCGAUCGGCAUUCGAGGAGGAAUGGGAGAGGUUGCUUCUGUUGGCGUUGCUGGAGGAAGAAGACAGCAUGAACUUGCUGUUCGAGGCUGCCGGUACGGCUCAUUGCGACUUCUUUCUGGCUCAGGCCGGCCUUGCAGUGAAUCCUGUCAGCCUGUUUCCGGGCAGCCCUGAAGAUGACCUGCUGGAAAUCCUGCGACUCUCUUUUGACUAUCGAUUCAUAGAGCGACCCCUCGCCUACCAAAUGGAUAAGCAAAACACUAUUGUCCGCCUUGGCAACUUCUCAAACAGGCAGUGGUUGGCAUACAUGCGAAUGACGCGCUUGAGCUUUCUCCAUCUUUUGCGAUUGAUCGAGGACCACUGCGUCUUCAAGAACAAUAGUAACAGAGAACAAACCCAUCCUAUGAUACAGCUCGCCGUUACUCUUGCCCGCCUCAGCCACUAUGGGAAUAGAAUGAGCGCCAUGCGGCUUGGGGACUUCUAGGGCUACAGCGAGGGAUCAUGUGUGAACUUCGUUGACAGGUGUCUCCGUGCGAUACUGUCGCUAGAGGGACAAUGUCUGUCCUGGCCUGGUGAUGAAGAGCAUUGCCUUCAUUCGCAAAGAAUGGCCAGGAAGGGCCUUCCCGGUUGUGUUGGCUUUCUGGACGGUACUACAGUUUCACUUGAGCAGCGCCCUGCGCACCAUGGCGACUUCUUUUAUGAUCGGUAUGGCCGCUACUCUUUUAGCGUUCAGGUCGUGUGCAAUAUGGAUAGGAAGAUCAUUUUCCUGUAUACUGCUGGUCAGUCAGGU